AUGACUGGUGUGGACGGGGACUCGACCCAACAACACGUCGCUCGAGGAAGGAAGGACUUUUGUUUCCUGUCUGCCCUCUUGGUUUUGUCAGUGAUCUGGCCCCCCACACUGUCCUUGGCAACUGCUAUCAGAACUCCUCCGCCUCCUCCUCCUCCUCCCCACCGCACGCGGGACAUCGACUACCGCGCGGGCUACCUCCGCCCGGAGCACUGUGCCCCGCCCCCGCCCCGGGCCGGCUCCGGCGGGAUGUGGUUCAUCCGGGACGGCUGCGGCAUCACCUGCGGCGUGAUCACCUGGACGCUGGUGCUGUACGCCCAGUUCGUGGUGGCCUUCGUCAUGCUGCUGCCCGCCCGGAACCUCCUCUACAGCCUGGUGAACGGCGCCCUCUUCAACGGCCUGGCCGUGCUGGCGCUGGCCUCGCACGCGCGCGCCAUGUGCACCGACCCGGGGGCGGUGCCUAAGGGGAAUGCCACCAAGGAGUUCAUAGAGAGCCUGCAGCUGAAGCCGGGCCAGGUGGUCUACAAGUGCCAGUGCUGCAGCAUCAAGCCCGACCGCGCCCACCACUGCAGUGUGUGCAAGCGCUGCAUUAAGAAGAUGGACCACCACUGCCCCUGGGUCAACAACUGUGUCGGCGAGAACAACCAGAAGUACUUUGUGCUCUUCACAAUGUACAUCGCCCUCAUCUCGCUCCACGCCCUCCUCCUGGUGGCGUUCCACUUCCUCCUGUGCUACGAGUCCGACUGGACAAAAUGCAGUAACUUCUCGCCCCCGGCGACGGUCAUCUUCCUCAUCCUUCUCUGCUUCGAAGGCCUCCUCUUCCUCCUCUUCACCUCGGUCAUGUUCGGCACGCAGGUGCACUCCAUCUGCUCCGACGAGACGGGCAUCGAGCAGCUGAAGAAGGAGGAAAGGCGCUGGGCCAAGCGGUCGCGCUGGAUGAGCCUGAAGGUGGUGUUCGGUCACCCCUUCUCCAUCUCCUGGCUCAGCCCCUUCGCCACGCCCGACCACGGCAAGGCCGACGCCUACCAGUACAUCGUCUAGGAGUCGGGACCCCCAGGAACGUCAAUGUCGUCGUCGUCGUCCCCCCCCCCCCCGUCCACCCACGCAGCAGGGGGUUAGGUCGCGCCCCGACUGUGGGACCUGCUUGCUCAGGGGAGGGGGGGGGGGGGUGUGAACUCGUGGUGUG
Molecule: messenger RNA, 1183 nt
Organism: Gadus macrocephalus (Pacific cod)
Lineage: Eukaryota; Metazoa; Chordata; Actinopteri; Gadiformes; Gadidae
Gene: zdhhc3b
Product: zinc finger DHHC-type palmitoyltransferase 3b
Biological process (GO): protein targeting to membrane; peptidyl-L-cysteine S-palmitoylation
Cellular component (GO): Golgi apparatus; endoplasmic reticulum
Molecular function (GO): protein-cysteine S-palmitoyltransferase activity
Source: RefSeq, a predicted model, not a curated record